Saxophila tyrrhenica is the source of this 624-nucleotide messenger RNA. RefSeq names its product flavodoxin-like fold protein (gene PST2). Gene Ontology annotation, molecular function: FMN binding; NAD(P)H dehydrogenase (quinone) activity. Lineage: Eukaryota; Fungi; Ascomycota; Dothideomycetes; Mycosphaerellales; Extremaceae. Gene Ontology annotation, cellular component: membrane. Bases 1 to 624 code for a protein of 207 amino acids. The transcript has 3 exons. The record is from RefSeq and is a predicted model, not a curated record.
AUGGCACCAAAGAUCGCGAUUGUCUUCUAUUCGACAUGGGGCCACGUCCAGAAGCUCGCAGAGGCUGAGGCCAAGGGCAUCAAGGAGGCCGGCGGCAGCUGCGACCUCUACCAGAUCGAGGAGACCCUCCCGGAGAGCGUCUUGAGCAAGAUGCACGCUCCUCCGAAGGACAAGAACAUCGCCACCCUCAGCGACCCCCAGCAGCUCGAGCAAUACGACGCCUUCCUCUUCGGCAUCCCGACUAGGUAUGGCAACUUUCCGGCUCAAUGGAAGACCUUCUGGGAUAAGACUGGUGGACAAUGGCAGACCGGCGCGUACUGGGGCAAGUACGCUGGCAUGUUCAUCUCCACCGGCACCAUGGGUGGCGGCCAGGAGAGCACCGCCAUCGCGGCCAUGUCGACCCUUACUCACCACGGCUUCAUCUACGUGCCGUUGGGCUACAAGACCACGUUCGGCAUCCUCGCCGACAUGUCUGAGGUUCGCGGUGGCAGCCCAUGGGGUGCCGGUACCUUCUCGGCCGCCGACGGCUCCCGCAUGCCAACUGAGAAGGAGCUCCAGCUCGCCACCGAGCAAGGCAAGGCUUUUUACGGCCACGUCUCCAAGGUCAGCUUCAGCUCCGCGUGA